AUGUCGCGUAUACCUUCUAGUUUCGACUUCACCCAAAGGGAUUUGGAUGAAAUGACCUUUGGUGAAAGGAUUGUUUACCAUUGUAAAAAGCAACCAUUGGUACCCAUUGGAUGUCUACUGACGACUGGUGCGGUCAUUCUAGCAGCCCAAAAUGUCCGUCUUGGUAAUAAAUGGAAGGCUCAGUAUUACUUCCGCUGGCGUGUGGGUCUACAAGCAGCUACAUUGGUCGCGCUAGUUGCGGGUUCGUUCAUCUAUGGGACUUCUAGUAAGGAACUGAAGGCGAAGGAGGAAAAAUUGAAGGAAAAGGCCAAAAUGAGAGAGAAGUUGUGGAUUCAAGAACUGGAGAGAAGAGAAGAGGAAACCGAGGCUAGAAGGAAAAGAGCCGAAUUGGCAAGAAAGAAAACUUUCGAGAACGAGAAUGAAAUUAAAGGCUUGGAAAAGGAGCUAAGUGACCUGGAAAACAAGCUUGGGAAGAAAUGA
Saccharomyces eubayanus is the source of this 480-nucleotide messenger RNA. RefSeq names its product respiratory supercomplex assembly factor RCF1 (gene RCF1). Gene Ontology annotation, biological process: mitochondrial respirasome assembly. NCBI's taxonomy places the organism in Eukaryota, Fungi, Ascomycota, Saccharomycetes, Saccharomycetales, Saccharomycetaceae. Bases 1 to 480 code for a protein of 159 amino acids. Gene Ontology annotation, cellular component: mitochondrion. The record is from RefSeq and is a predicted model, not a curated record. The transcript has a single exon.